AGCCUCUCAUUUUACGUUGCUUUUAUUUUCCUCAAGCUUUCCAAAUUCCUCACAUUACUCAGGGAAAGAUACCUUUCUCUUUUUCUUCUCUGUUUUCUCGUUCCCCCGCUCUCUUCUGUUUUUAUCUCUUCUUAUUCGUUACCUCGGAAAUUAGGGCUUUUUGUUUUCGAAAGUAAUUGAAAUGCGGUGAGCAAUGGAGCAACCUGAAUCAGCCGAUUCCAUUUCUGAUCCCAGCCAACUCGCGAUUCAAUCUCCCUCGCCCUCGCCCUCGCCCUCGUCCCCUCUUCAGGAUCCAGAUCCUCAACCCUCCUCGUAUGAGCAUGCUCCUCCUGAUCACGCCGCCGACAAGGAUGAAGAGCUGCUGCAGCAGCUGGUUGAGAGGCAGCUGCAGCUGAAGCAGACUCACGGCGAGGGAGUGGUGGUGGUGGAAACCGAGAGACAUUCGAGCCAGUUGAAUGGGCAAAGAGAGGUUGAGGAGCAGCCGGAGCAGCAUAACAAUGGCGAUAGUGAUGUGGUUGAAGAAACGAAUGUUCCGGAUAUGAAUGAGCACGCUGAGACACUGGAGGAGUUGGAGGAGAAUGAAGGUGACGAGGAGGUCCAGGAGUGGAAUCAUACGACAAGCAAUGGCGGUGGGAUGAUUAGGCAGCACCAGUUUCCGGUGAGGCCUGACGCCGAAGACUGCUCUUACUAUAUGAAGACAGGGAAUUGCAGAUUCGCCUCCAAUUGCAAAUUUAACCACCCUGUUAAUAGGAAAACCCAGGUGUCAAGGGAAAGAAUGUGGGAGAAAGAAGAAUCAGCAGAGAGACCAGGGCAGAUUGAAUGCAAGUAUUACUUGAGGACAGGGGGCUGUAAAUAUGGAAAAGCUUGUAGAUUCAACCACUCCAAAUUAAGAACUCCACCAGUCUCUGCAAAGUCACCAGUGAUGCAGAUUCUUGAGUUUAACUUUCUUGGUCUACCGAUCCGAGUGGGAGAGAAAGAGUGUCCAUAUUAUAUGCGCAAUGGUUCCUGCAAGUAUGGGUCAAACUGCAGGUUUAAUCAUCCUGAUCCAACAGUGGUGGGGGAAAAUGAACGUUCUUCAACAAUUGCUAAUGGUGGAUCUCCGUCUAUCAAUGCAUCAUCACAUUCAAACAUACCACCAUGGUCUCCGCCACCGCCAAGACCAGCACUGAGCGAGGCUCUCCCUUAUAUCCCAAUAAUGUUUCCCCCAAAUCAAGGGGCAAAUUCCCAGAAUCUGGAAUGGAAUGGGUAUCAGGUAUGUAAUGUCGUUGGAUGAAAUCAAGGAUUUUCCCAUUAGUGCCUCUUACUCCUUUUCUUAUAGGUGUUCUCUAAACCUAAUUUUAUGGCUCUUCAUUUGGUCCCUGUGUUUUAGUUUCAUGCAGACACAUGAUCUUACUUCAUUGCAAGUAUUAUGGCUUCUUUAUCUGAUGGUGUGAAUAUGAUAAGAUCCUCCAAUACCCCUAGAUUGCAAACUCUGAUAGUACUGGCACUGUUUAUUUUUACUCAUGCUCCGAACCUUCUCAGAAACCUUACCAUUGAAAGCUUGUAAAUAGAACCUGCAACUGAACAAAUUAAGAAGAAAGGUAAAUGGUGCAUUUACUCAAUGCUUUACAAAGAGGUGUAUGUAUAAAUUAUAAUUAGCUUGAUGCAUGUAUGACAGUGAUGCUGCUUGGAGACUAAAAAGGAUAAGUUCUUGAAAACAAAUGGUUCUUAACACUUAAUUAGUAGCUAUGUGAAUAUGAAUACAAUCUCUGCCAUAUGUCUUGUUUUCACUGGGCUUGAUGUUUAUGCCCCCAAUUUGCCAAACCCAUAAUGUCACUACAAUGUAGUAAGUUGAAGUGAUUUCUUUAUGCAAUGACUUGAGUCAUGUUUCUAUGUUACCCUGUAAUUUUUGUUUUUGAAAAAUGCUCAUCCUAAAACUUGACGGUACAUUUCUUUAUUUUUGUGGCUUCUAAAGGCUCCUGUAUAUCCUUCGCCAGAGCGAGGUAUGGCUACCUCUCCUCUGCCAUAUGUCAUGACCAACCCUGCAAUAGGAACAAAUAUUUACAGUCAUCAGCAAAAACCCAUGGUGAUAGAUGAGUACCCAGAGCGACCUGGUCAACCAGACUGCAGUUAUUUCUUGAAAACUGGGGGUUGCAAGUUUAAGGGCAAUUGCAAGUUUAAUCAUCCUAAGAAUUGGAUCACAAAAUCGCCUUCCUGUGUUCUUAGUGAUAAGGGCCUGCCACUGAGACCUGAUCAAAAUAUAUGUGCUUACUACAGUCGGUAUGGGAUCUGCAAGUUUGGUCCUGCAUGUAAAUUUGACCAUCCGAUUCAACCGGACUCCUCAACAGGGUCUCUUGAUCGUCAUCAUUUUCAUGCCUUUGGAAACUCUGGCACCGACGAAGAAGAUGGUAGACUGGCUGAGAACGUAGAUUCAAAUAUCUGACCGGUAGCCCUUGUAAACUUUUUUGCAUCUAGGUGCUGUGCUGUAUCUUCUAGGAUCCUUACUGGUGAAGCUGAUUUCAGUACUACUUUUCUGAUAACCUUGACAACUUCCGGAAUCUUUUUCUGUUUUUGUAAUUUACUGGGAUAGGGGAAAGUGAGGAGCAGUGUUCAACUGCCACAAGCUUUCAAACAUCAAACUGUGGCAUCAUCCAUCGUAUAACUUAACCAUGUGAUGUGUGACUGGGCCUAAGUGAAGGCAGGAUAUGUAAAUUCUCUCAUAGUUUGGUAUCCAGCUAAGUUUACCAUUUAGUUUCAGUUUCCUAUUCAAAGAAAAAAACUAGUCAGUUACUUUUGUAGGCCCUUUGUUUCUUAUAACCUGAAAUGUGGAAUUUUUUUUUUCUUUUUGAAAUAUGCCAGGACUUCAUGGCAAAACAAUUUUUUAUUUUUUAUCCAAAAUUUUUUCAUCCAAAAUUUUUUCAGAUUCUUUUAUAUUAUUCAAACCUAUUAAAAUGCUAUUAAUUAGUC
Linum tenue is the source of this 2946-nucleotide messenger RNA. NCBI's taxonomy places the organism in Eukaryota, Viridiplantae, Streptophyta, Magnoliopsida, Malpighiales, Linaceae. The record is from the annotation of a GenBank genome assembly.